GUUAUGCUUAGUGGAGGUCUUUGAUAUUAUUCUUGUGGUGCGAACUCCAACAAAGGCUACAAUAUUCUUUUUUGUAAAGUUUCAAGUCAAAUUAACAAAAUUUCUUUAAAUAUUUUAUUUUUUUUUUUUUGUACAUUACAAUACAGUUAAAUUAAAAAUAGUAUAUACACAUACGUACAUACUUAUUUAUUUAAAAAAAUAAUAAACAGAAGUAAUAUAAAAUUUUAUUUUAUACGCGAGUGCAUAUAUACACACAUGUUUACAUACAUCGGUAACUACAUACACACACAAACAUAUAAUUGAAAAGAAGAAAAAAAAGUUCAUAAUAAUUUUUUCUUGUUGUUUUUUGAACUUGAAAAUUGAAUUUAAUUGAAUUUUUAUUUUUUUUGGGUUGAAGUUUUCUGAAAGAAUUCUACCAGCAUUUAUUUAAUAGCAUUUUGCAAUUUGACACGUACAUAAUUAUAAAAUUGCCGGCUUUUUUGAAAUUAAAUUGAAAGGAAAAAGGAGUAAAAUAAAAAUAUACUAGGAUUCAGUGAAAAUUCAAUUCAAGAAAACAUACACGUAUCUUAUAUAAAUAAUGGCAGAAAGAUUAGAUGUAAUUAUUUUUGGUGCAACUGGUUUCACUGGAAAACAUACUGUAUAUGAAGCAGUUCAAGUUUUAAAAGAUUUUAAAUGGGAAAUAGCUGGAAGAAAUAAGGAAAAAUUAAAUGGUGUCUUAAGAGAAAUGGGAGAGAAAUCUAAAACAGAUUUAACAAAUAUUCCAACAAUUAUUGCUGAUAUCAGUGAUGAAAAAUCUUUAAAAGAAAUGGCUGAAAAAUGCAAGAUACUUGUAAAUUGUUGUGGGCCGUACAGAUUUUAUGGAGAAGCAGUAGUAAAGGCUUGCAUACAAGCUGGAACACAUCAUGUAGAUGUUAGUGGUGAGCCUCAAUAUAUGGAAACAAUGCAACUUAAAUAUAAUGACCUUGCAAAAGAAAAUGGUGUUUAUGUUAUUUCAGCAUGUGGAUUUGAUAGUAUUCCAGCAGAUUUAGGAACAGUAUUCCUUGAGAAUCAUUUCGAUGGUGUUGUAAAUUCUGUUGAAACAUAUUUAGAGACUUGGGAAGCAGGCGGUGCUACAGGUGGUUGCGCAGUAAAUUAUGGAACAUGGGAAUCAGCAGUUUAUGGUUUAGCACAUGCUGACGAGUUACGUGGAAUAAGAGCUAAAUUAUUUGAAAGCCGUUUACCGCAAUUACAACCAAGACUUAAAAAUAGAUCAAUUAUACACAAGUCUGCCAUAAUUAAUUCAUACUGCUUGCCAUUCCCAGGAUCAGAUAGAUCAGUUGUAAUGCGUUCUCAAAGGAUAAUGUAUGAAAAUGAGAAAAAACGUCCAAUUCAAAUGAAAGCUUAUGUAGGUUUCCGUUCAUUAAUUGUAACCUUAGGAGUGGCAGUAUUUGCAGCAAUUUUCGGAAUUUUAACACGAUUUUCAUUUGGACGAAAUUUAUUAUUAAAAUAUCCAAAAAUAUUUUCUGCGGGUAUGUUUUCACAUGAAGGUCCAUCAGAAGAAAAAACGGAAAAAACAAGAUUUUCAAUGACAUUUUAUGGUGAAGGUUGGCCUAAAGAAGAAAAAUUAGCUGAACCUACAGAUCAAUAUAAAACAACACCAUCUAAAACAAUAAUUACAAAAGUAACUGGUAAAAAUCCUGGUUAUGGAGCUACUUGUGUCGCACUUUUGGUAUCUGCAGUAACUGUUCUUAAAGAAAAUGACAAAAUGCCUGGAAAUGGAGGAGUUUUACCUCCAGGAGCUGCUUUCGCUAAAACAAAUAUGAUAAACGAAUUAAGAAAAUAUGAAAAUGGAAUGCAAUUUGAUGUUGUUUCAAUAAAAGAAAAGUCUGUUGAAUAAGAAAUAAGUAUGAAACAAGUUUUUACGUUCAAUACUUCAAAAGCAAAAUUGUUUCUCUAAUUUUUUACUUAGAAUAUAACAUUUUUAUAUUUAUAUUUAUUAAGCAAUUAUAUUAAUUAAUCACUUUAACACUUUUUAUAAUUUUUCAUAUGUUGUUUAUUAUAAAGUUAACUAAAAUAAUGCAACGAUUAUGUCACUAAGUGCAAUUCUUAAUUAUUGUAAUAUGGAAUGGAGAC
Molecule: messenger RNA, 2112 nt
Organism: Condylostylus longicornis
Lineage: Eukaryota; Metazoa; Arthropoda; Insecta; Diptera; Dolichopodidae
Product: saccharopine dehydrogenase-like oxidoreductase
Exons: 10
Coding region: 578-1876 (432 amino acids)
Biological process (GO): glycolipid biosynthetic process
Cellular component (GO): lipid droplet; plasma membrane; mitochondrion
Source: RefSeq, a predicted model, not a curated record